CUUAUCUGGCUAUGUUUCUUGUCUCCAAGCAUGCCAGAUUACUGUUGGUACUGAUACUGACUCGGCGGGUUCAAGCUGAAGAAUAGAAGGAUCAGUGGCGGGAAAUUUAAAGGGAACAAACUCGAGCCAUAAUUUCAAGCUGGGUCAAAAAAGACGCGGCUGUGAAAAUGGUUUGUUUUGGAGGUGAAACCAUCGUUGAUAGGAGUCGCCUAACAGAAUUAGAGUUCUACAUCAGCUGUAAGUUUAUAGUUUAUAGGAGACUAGAGGUUUGCAAGAAUUAUGACUGUGUUAAAGUUAGAAUUCUGCAGUAACAAGUCAAUGUUAGAGUUUUAUUCUUAUUAGGAGAUGGUUAUUUGAUUAAUUUCUUCACGUUGUUAGAUGAUGUUAAGAAGUCUUUGCCUAGUAUGAUUUGUAAAGGCUAUUUAAAGCCAUCUUGAUUAUUCAGAAUACAUAGAAAACUUCUAGAGAUUUGUUCAAAAUUGAGAGAUCAUACUUGUGUAAACAUGAGUAGAAUAGGAACUCUUGAGGAGGAUUUGGUGGAAUUAGUGAGGAAAGUGGAAAGUAUGAUUGUUCUGAAACGAAGGGAGAUUGAUAGAAAGGCACAGAUGGCGCAAAAAAUUGAGAAUUUAAUGGUGGAGUUGACCCUUGAGAAGGAAAAGAACUUCAAGUUAAAGAUGGAAUUGGAGACUGUCAGAGAAGGAACUGUUGAGAAGGGUUUAGCGGAAUUAAAGGGGCAAGUGGAGAGCAUGAAUGUUCUGUUACGAAGGGAGGCUGAUGGAAAGGCACAGAUGGUGCAAAAAAUUGAGAAUCUGAUGGAGGAGAUGAUCCUUGAGAAGGAAAAGAACUUCAAGUUAAAGAUGAUAUUGGAGACUAUCAACUUCGUGUCUUCUGGUGCGACUACUGCUGCUUCAAUUGUUUAAGUUUUUCUUACAAUGAUAUUAAGUACUGAAUGUGUUGAGAAUGGAUAUUUCUUGAGUUUUUAGGAAAAUAAAUAUUUUUCUUACUUAA
Populus nigra (black poplar) is the source of this 1008-nucleotide messenger RNA. RefSeq lists its product as uncharacterized. The transcript has a single exon. The record is from RefSeq and is a predicted model, not a curated record. NCBI's taxonomy places the organism in Eukaryota, Viridiplantae, Streptophyta, Magnoliopsida, Malpighiales, Salicaceae. The coding region runs from base 504 to 920 and encodes 138 amino acids.